This is a messenger RNA of Helicoverpa zea (corn earworm), 4066 nucleotides long. RefSeq names its product MOXD1 homolog 1-like. The record is from RefSeq and is a predicted model, not a curated record. NCBI's taxonomy places the organism in Eukaryota, Metazoa, Arthropoda, Insecta, Lepidoptera, Noctuidae. Bases 236 to 2443 code for a protein of 735 amino acids. Gene Ontology annotation, molecular function: dopamine beta-monooxygenase activity; copper ion binding. Gene Ontology annotation, biological process: dopamine catabolic process; octopamine biosynthetic process; norepinephrine biosynthetic process. Gene Ontology annotation, cellular component: secretory granule membrane. The transcript has 13 exons.
UUUGCGCCGGCAGCCGUGGCAGGGAGUGUCGUACUGCGCAUGCGUGGUAACCUCGACGAUUGUCAAAAUUCGAACGAACGUAAAUAAACAAGUGAAAAUUUAAUUUGUGCCAAAACUAUACGAUUUUGUAUUUAGUUAUUUAUACGGACAUAUUGAUAGUGACAUUUUAUUGUGAGAUAUUGUGCAACGAAUUUGCGAAUUUUAUAAAGUGAUGAACAAACGACAUUGAACAAAAAUGCAUCUGCAAAUAGUUUUUGCUUUAAGCGCUAUUUUACUCUGUGAUGCUAAACUGCCAAGAUUCAAGCCACAGGCUCAGCCCAAUGAACUGCCAGCAAAUCCUUUAUAUUCACAAGCUUUAGGGCAGCUACAAGCUCAAUCAAAAACAGAAAAGACUAGUCGAAUAGUUGAUCAGUAUCGAGUGCGGCAUCGGAGAGAGACGUUCGAUUCGAAAUCGUAUGAAUCGAGUUUGACUUGGGCUCACUCGGAGAGGCUAGACCAGAACGGUGAUGUGAUCCUCCGAUGGGUGAAUACAGACACGAGUAUUACGUUCAGACUGGAGGCGAGGACUCGUGGUUACGUCGGUUUGGGUUUCAAUUCGGCGAGGAACAUGAGAGGAGCUGAUUUGGUAGUCGCUUGGGUGGAUGACAGGAAUGGCAACGCGCAAGUUUUGGACUGUUACGGCUCAGAGUUCGAAGAUCGAGCGAUAGCAGAUGACGUGAAGAACUAUGAGCUCAUAUCUGGAUACCAGAAUGAUACCCACACUACUGUGGAAUUCAGGAGACAGUUGGACACGUGUGAUAAACAGGACUUUGUUAUUGGGGACGAGACAACACAAAUCCUUUGGGCGUUAGGACCGGACGGUUCUGAUGGGCAGUUACCCAAGCACGUGAAGAGUGGAGCCAGGCCGUUGAGACUGCUGCAGCCGGUCUCGAAGCCUGAGUCCAUACCACUCAGCCAUUGGGAUGUUAGACUUACUAAUCUCACAAUCCCCUACGUAAUGGCAACAUUAUUCUGGUGCAAAAUCUUCAAAGUUCCUGACCUACCCAGAAAGCAUCAUAUCGUUGGAUACGAACCCUUAAUCGACAGCCGGCCUAUCAGAAACAAUGUACCCGUGUUAGAACCUAACAGCAUGUCUCCGGUCCAUCAUAUGGUGUUAUAUGAAUGUGCUGAUGAUGAUGAUAAGCAUCUGUGGAACGGAUGGGCUGAAGGUGAUGGGUAUUUUGGACCGAAUAAGCCGAGCGCUUGGGCUACUUGUGCUACUCCCAUUGCGGCGUGGGCGAUUGGUUCUCAAGGUGAAUUCCUUCCUGAAAACGUCGGCAUACCGCUGGGCGCGAAAGGGGGCGUUUCCUACUACAUGCUCGAAGUUCAUUAUGAUAACCAGGCACUUCAUAAUGUACUGGACAGUUCAGGCAUCCGCGUCCACUACACACCUACACUGCGUGAACACGAUGGCGCUCUCCUAGUCUCUGGUAUCGGAGUAUCAGCAUUACACGCGAUCCCGCCAAAACAGAAGCAGUAUAGAACCGUCGGGAUAUGCAGCACUGAAUGUACUAAAGAGAUGUUACCAGAAGAAGGUGUGAAUAUCGUGUCAGUACUGCUUCACGCUCACUCAACUGCGAGGAAAAUAUCUUUGAAACAUAUCAGAGGCACACAAGAACUUCCCAGGAUAUCAGAGGAGAAUUUCUACGAUUCACAUUACCAACAAUCCCGUAUUGUUCCCCGUGGAAGGAAGUUUAUGAAGGGAGACAGCUUGAUCACAGAAUGUACUUAUGAUAGUACUUCAAAAGAUAAACCCAUAUUGGGAGGCUAUUCGGCUAAGCAGGAAAUGUGUCUAUCCUUCAUCCUAUACUAUCCAAGAACAGAGUUAGCUGGUUGUUACUCCAUGGCGCCCGUCAAGGAAUUCUUCGAAACAUUUGGAGUGAAAGAGUUUUAUGGACUGACGUUCGAUCAAAUUGAGAACAUCUUUUUGUCUUCAGGAAGCUUCGAGAACCUUCCACCCAUGCCGCUAACAGAACUGGAAGUACAGAAACAAAUGAACAACGAUACUGGUGAAGAACAAGGAGUACAGGGUGACGACCAAGGCGUUGGCUUGAUGAAGGAGCUAGUAAUCUGGGAACCUCCGGAAUUCCGCAACAAAUCAUUCAUGGCGCAUCUGAAUGAGAUGCCGUGGGCUGAACCAUUGCUGACGGAACAAAUCGAGAAGACUUUAUACAAAGGAAUGCACAUGACUUUCUGUAAGAAGAGGGACGAUUCGUGGGCUGUGCCAAUGCAAAUCCAAAGCUACCCCAACUACACAGAAGUGAUGAGCAACGAAACAGCCGAGAAGUCCUGCCAUUAUAAAAGCGUAAGGUUGCCCUCAGUAACCAAGACUUCUGGUUCAACAACCAGCCUAGCCAGUUGGUUGGUUGUCGCGAUAUGUGCUGUGUUGGUUGUCGCCCGGUAAUACUGAUGUUGUUUUUUUCGAAAGAUGGGUAUAGACAUGAGAUUUUUGCCUUUUUUUUAUUUGGCAUUUAACUGUCUAGUGCUGUUUUUUCCAUUUUUAUAAUUAUUUAUGUAAUUUUGGUUUUGUUUCUUAUUCUUCUGUCGCUAUUUUUGUUUUCAAUCAUUCUUCAUAAAUUAUUAAAUGGCAAUACUUAUUAAUAGUGCCUUAAAUUUUUCCGUGCCUUACAAUCAUGUCAUCCUUUGUCCAUAAUUGAGAUUUUUUACUAACUUUUUCGCAUGUCUAUACCCAUCUUUAUCUGAGCCAAUGAUUUCGUUGUUUUUUUUAUUUAUUAUUAUUUUUACUUUUUAAAUGUUUUCGACCUACAAAUAAAAUAGUAUUAUUCAGCCAAAUUAUGUAUCAUAAUUUGCGAAUACAUGUACAGUUAUUUUUUAUGUAUGUAUUGUUAGGUCAAACUGUGUAACGGUUAUAUUUUAUAACUUAAUUAAGUACAUCGAGUGAAUGUUUUUUUUUUUAUUUUUUAUAAUGUGAUGAUUAUUGUACUUAUGUGUGUUGCUCGAAUCUCGAGUUGUACCAAGAAGGUAUAUUUUGUUUUUGGUAAUAAGUUAAUGUCAUCUAAACCCAGUGAAGCAAUAAUAUUAUUAAUUGAAAUUAUGAUACCUGCUUUUGUGUUGGACUUUCUGGUCCUUAGGCAGCUAUAAUAAUUCUAAAAGGAAUUGAGAGAAAGCAGUAGACUCCAGUCUAAGAAAUGAGUCUUUUAGACACCACAUAUUAAGUCUUUCUGGCUAUAAUUUUGUCGUACACCAUUGUGCAAAUAAAUAGACCCAGUGGGUUAUCUAUGGUGACCAGAUUUGUUUGUGGUUCAUUCAAGUCAUGUUUACUCGCCGUGUAUUAAAUAUACCUACUACAAUUUAUAUGCAAUACAGUGUAGGGAGUACGUAUUUAUAAAUAAAAUAUGUGUGUCCGUUAUAAUUGCUGUAUAAUGUGCUUUAAUUUUUUAAUAAUUAUUAUUGCAUUUUGUUUCUUCUAUGUAUUCGUUGAGAAGUUUUGUUCAAACAUUCAUUUAUUGGAAAUUUCUUUCAACGAACCAAAUAAAUUGUCCUAUUAUUGUAACAUUCACAUAUUACAGUAAACAAUGAUUAUCUAAAUUAUUCUUCUUAUGUAUAGGCAUUUAUUGUGAAUUCCUAUUACUCUAUUUUAUAAUAAUUUCCACAAGUUAGUUAACACAUUUAGGGCUGUGCUUACUUAGCUCUGUAGUGCCUUGAUGUCUAUACAGUCAAAGCCUUAUAAAGUAGACUAGGAAUAUACAUGUCACGUCAUUAGUAUGACGUCAUCAUUUUAUACAAAGUGAAAUUACUGAUUAGGCAACACCAUUACCAAAUAUCGUUCGAUAUUUGAAUUAUGAUAUUUUUGUACAAUAAUUAAUAAUUAUUAUACUUUUAUAAAAAUAUUUUUAAACAUCUCAGUACGGAUGUCAAGUUAUCGAGUCAAAUAAAAUGAACAAUUGAUUGCAUUUUACUAUUUUUAUUUAUAUUCAAUCUUAUGAGGUUUUAGUAAUAAGGUUACGCUUAGUAAUUAAGUUUUAUUUAUUUAAAAAAGUCAAUAAACAUGUUUUAUUAAAUUAAA